AUGCCUUCUGGUAAAUCAGUCUCUACCGACAAGUCCCGCACCUACAGCGCAUCCAGCUCCUUCAACAUAACUGUCCUCAUUUCCGGAUCUGGCACGAACCUCCAGGCCCUGAUCGAUGCUUGUGGCCAAGCACCGCCCUCGAAGAGCCGGCCUACUCCGAAACGCCUUCUCCCGCAGGCCGAGAUCACACACGUUAUUUCAAAUCGUCGCGAGGCCUACGGCUUGACUCGUGCUCAAGAUGCCCGCAUCCCUGUCACGUACCACAACCUGGUGGAGUACAAGAAGAGAUAUCCCGAAAACGUACAAGCUGCAAGGAAUCACUACGACUCUGAUCUCGCCCAAAAGAUCCUCACCCACAUUCCUUCGCCAGAUCUAGUUGUCUGUGCAGGCUGGAUGCAUAUUUUGUCGCCGAUUUUCAUCAACGCCUUAGCUGCCGCCCGUGUCCCCGUCAUCAACCUCCAUCCUGCUCUGCCUGGACAAUUUAAUGGUGCGAAUGCCAUCGGACGUGCGUUUGAAGCUUUCAAGAAUGGCGACAUCACCAAGACAGGGGUGAUGGUCCAUUAUGUCGAGGCAGAUGUCGAUAUGGGCCCUCCCAUUCUGGUUAGAGAAGUUCCAUGCCAAACAGGGGACUCUCAAGAAGAUCUAGAAAAGAGAAUACACGACACAGAAUGGAGGUUGAUUGUCGAAGCCACAGGAAAAGUCCUGUCGGACCUGGAAGAAAAGAGGAAGGCGGAGAGCUGA
This is a messenger RNA of Exophiala spinifera, 741 nucleotides long. Its product is annotated as phosphoribosylglycinamide formyltransferase. Lineage: Eukaryota; Fungi; Ascomycota; Eurotiomycetes; Chaetothyriales; Herpotrichiellaceae. Gene Ontology annotation, molecular function: phosphoribosylglycinamide formyltransferase activity. Bases 1 to 741 code for a protein of 246 amino acids. The record is from RefSeq and is a predicted model, not a curated record. Gene Ontology annotation, biological process: 'de novo' IMP biosynthetic process. Gene Ontology annotation, cellular component: cytoplasm. The transcript has a single exon.